AUGCCCAGUAAAUUCCCAAGUCGAUCGGUUAAGAGUACGGAAGCUUUCGUUGAAAAUUUGAAAUCUUCGGGUAACAUUGAAGCGGAUGAGAUAAUGGUCUCGUUUGACGUGACGGCUUUGUUUCUGAGUGAUCCAGUGAACGAAACCUUGAAUCUUCUUGAGGAUUGGUUAAUUCCUCAAUAUACUGAUAGCACUUGGAAAAAGAAAGUCCUGGCUGGUGGUUCAGGAUAUGAAUACCAUUUCAAACACGCAACUCUACCGCAUGCAAGAACACGUCGAAGUCUGAUACAUGCAAGAGUUUUGAAGAAAGAGCCAUUGGUUCACUCCGCUAUUCAACAAAUUGGUUUUAUGCGUGUCAAAAGAGGAUUGCGUCCGGCAAUUCCUGCACUGUACAUCCCUGUUAAGCUGGAUCCAAAUGUUGGAAGAGCACCUACUGAUCCAUAUUUUCCACUCCAAUGGUAUUUGAAAAACACAGGUCAAAAUGGUGGAAAGGCACGAUUAGAUUUGAAUGUACAGGCGGCAUGGGAUCAAGGAAUAACGGGAAAAAACGUAACCACAGCGAUAAUGGAUGAUGGAGUGGAUUAUAUGCAUCCGGACUUAAGGUUCAACUAUAACGCCGAAGCUAGCUACGAUUUCAGCAGUAACGAUGCAUAUCCCUAUCCAAGAUACACAGAUGAUUGGUUUAACAGUCACGGGACGCGGUGCGCAGGCGAAGUGGCUGCUGCACGUGAUAACGGAAUUUGUGGCGUUGGUGUAGCAUAUGAUUCAAAAAUUGCUGGUAUACGAAUGCUCGAUCAGCCGUACAUGACUGAUUUAAUAGAGGCUAAUUCGAUGGGCCAUGAACCACACAAAAUACACAUUUAUAGUGCUUCUUGGGGUCCUACUGAUGAUGGAAAGACGGUUGAUGGGCCGCGAAAUGCGACCAUGCGUGCAAUAGUUCAAGGCGUUAACGAAGGGCGCAAUGGACUUGGCAACAUCUAUGUAUGGGCUUCAGGCGAUGGUGGUGAAGAAGAUGAUUGUAACUGUGAUGGAUACGCAGCAUCGAUGUGGACCAUUUCCAUUAACAGUGCAAUCAAUGAUGGACAAAAUGCUCACUAUGAUGAAAGUUGCAGCUCUACUCUAGCCAGUACUUUUAGUAAUGGUGCCAAGGAUCCCAAUACUGGAGUGGCAACUACAGACCUCUACGGGAAAUGUACAACUACUCACUCUGGUACGAGCGCUGCUGCACCUGAGGCAGCCGGAGUCUUUGCUUUGGCGUUGGAAGCGAAUCCAUCCCUGACUUGGCGUGACAUACAACAUCUGACGGUUUUGACAUCGAAAAGAAACUCAUUAUUUGAUGCUAAGAAUCGUUUCCACUGGACUAUGAACGGUGUUGGGCUGGAGUUCAACCAUUUAUUUGGCUUCGGAGUGCUUGAUGCAGGCGCGAUGGUAUCUUUAGCAAAUAAAUGGCGAACCGUUCCUCCUCGUUAUCAUUGUGAAGCUGGAGCAGUACUGAAUGUCCAUAAAAUACCUUCCACUGGAACUUUAACACUGCGUAUUAAGACGGAUGCCUGCAGAGGCACUGAUACUGAGGUUCGCUAUUUGGAGCAUGUUCAAGCUGUUAUAACUGCAAACGCCACACGCAGAGGUGAUUUGGAAUUAUUCGUCACAUCUCCAAUGGGAACAAGGAGGACGCCACGAUUAUCGAGCAACAAAGCAGCGGCGCGAAAUCUACAGUUCACGCCGUCAGGGACAGGAAGAGUACACCGUAUCAGCGAAAUUCAAGAAGGUAACGUUUAACUCCAAGGAGCAACGGUCAGGAUGGUUGAAAGAAUUUUCGUUGGUUCUACACGGAACAAAAGACCCACCAUACAGAAUGCUCUCUCCAGCUUCCCCGCAUUCGAAGCUUGCAAUUGUUAAGAAGGCCCACGAAGAUCGAGAUAAAAUAUGAAUUUUUGCUGUCCUGGUAUAAUUAUUAUAUUGAAGGUAUUCAGUUUCUCCUGUUUUAGCAAUUUAUAAUUGAAAUAUUUCAAGCAUUUUGUUUUGUAACACAACAAAAGAAAUUCUGACGCAUAGGCUGGCAGAUCCAAUAUUAAUCGUGAAUUAUACUUGCAAAUGAUUAUUUAACUACUAUUUCAAGUAAACGAGUAAACAAAGUAGUAGAAGAAGCACUCUAAUAUUAGUUAUGAUUAGUACAAGCUAUUUUUUUUUUUGAAUUUCGAGAACAGUUUAAAAUUACGACCAAACAGUGGUAAUUUUGUUUUUUCUAUAUACUUUUAACUUAGCAUAUUUGUUUAUAAUCAAACUUAAUAGUUAAUCGAAAUUGUGAUUCAAUAAAAACAAAUAUAUAAAUUGAAUAGUAAUGUUCUUACAUAUGACUAACGUAAGUAACUUGUAGAAGAGUUAUGUCACUUAAGCAAUCAUCUCAAAUUUAUUUUACAGUAUCAAAUCUAUUCCCAAUUCAAAUUGAAAAGCUUGAGUGUAAAAGAAGCAGUUACAAAAGUAACAAAAAUACUUGUUUUUGAAUUAUAUUUUGCAGAUAUUUAUACUAAAAGCAUUAAGCUUUGAAUAUUUCAUGCUGAGCGUAUCGUGAAACGGAGCAGCAAAAAUACUUGUAUCUGAAUUAUACUUUGCAGAUAUUUUCACUAUAAUCAAAUGUUUUGAAUAUUCGAAGCUAGCAAAAUCUCGUUAGAUUAAGCAUUUGACAUUAUCCUUAGCAUUUUUAGCAUUAUACUAAUCAGUAUGCCAGGUUAUUGAGGUAAUGGAGUAUCAGUAUUUCGACUUUCGAAAAGCUAUUCAUUUGAGUUAUAGACUGCGUCUGACAAUAGAAAUCAAAAUAAAGGUUUCACGGAGCGCUUGUAUACAAAGUUAUUUUUCUUAUUACACGUCAUUGCAGUUGAAAAUUUACGGCUAGCUAUUUGUAGCUGAGCGCUACAUGAAUACUUUUAAAUCAGUAAUCCAGCUACAGACCUCGUUCGAUUUUGGCACGGUUCAAUUUUGGCAACAUAAAAAUUUUGGACGUGUUGCCACCAGAAACCAUCCAAGCGUUGAAUUGAAUUUUCGUUUCAGUCCGGUAGGCAUCGGACAACACUGUUCGGAUUGGUUAUAUGAUUGGCUACUGAUUUUUUUUAGUCCGGUGGGCAUUAUACAAAAUUUAAAUUUGGACGUGUUGCAAAAAUCGAACAUGGCCUGUACUGCCUGUAAUCGCAUAAUAAGGUGUUUUAGGGGUAUGUAUAUUAUUUUUUCUUUCGAUAAGAAAUGUCAAAAUAGAGCGGGGGCCUAGUGUGGUUGGUAACGUCUCCGCCAACCACGCUCGACGCCUGGGUUCGAAUCCCACCGCCGACAUAGGUGUCGAUGGUUGUGAGGUGGCGUGAUCCACUCACAACCAACCCAACUGGUCUAGAUUCAAUCCUAGCCUCUGAGAUCACGCCUUCCGUCGCAUGAGGAAGUAAAAGCCGUUGGCGCCGGUCCAUUAAUAAACGGGUCGUGAGUUAGGGUCCUGGGUGUGGAGUCGCCUCCCUGGGCGUCGGUGAUUGGCCACAACAGUGGCGGCACUAGACCGACGGAAAAUAAGCGAGAAUAAAAAAUAAAAAAAAAAGAAAUGUCAAAAGAAAUACAUAAUCUACUGACUUUUCUUAAUUUAAACAGCAAAACUAUUGAAAAAAUCGAUUUCGAAUUUUAACAACUGUAAGUGGUUUCAAGACAUACCCUACCGUCAAGAAAUCAUGACACAGGGAGGCCAGGUCAUUUUUCAAAUAUCUUCACACUCCACAAAACAAUGUCUUUAUACAUAGGAAAUCUGUAAACACGGUCACCGUUGAAAGUUUACAAAACUUCCAGUGACACAUUAAAUCGAGUGCGGUUAAUCAACCGACUGUUAGGCUUUCACUUAUUCAUACGCGCUCAAAUGUUUUCAAUAUUAAGACAUGUCUUCACAUCUGGCAUCCCUGUAGUGACACGUAAACCAGGUUUAUAUUUUCCACAAGCCAGCAGCAGAAAUGUCACUUUGCUUACUAUCAGGGUUAUAUUCACCAUAGGCCAGCAACAGCAAUGUCACUCUGUGCACUACUUGUCAGUUAGUGAAAAUUUAAAACAAAUAUAAUUUUUCAAUUUAAAAAUCAAAGAAAAGUCGUAGAGAUUUAAGACAAAUUACGUAAUGCUUACUGAAAUAUUUCCACUGUAAUAUAUUCCAAAAGUAGCUUGAAAGUGACGGCACAAAAGUAUAAUUGCAAAAAUUUCAACCAAUUUGACUUCAAAAGUAAUGAUCAAUGUAUACAUGGUGUAAAGUAAUGCUUUAUACUGUCCAUUUUCAAGAAUAUAAUGGGAACAAUGCAUUUAAGGUCAAAACAUACAAGUGUAUUUGCUCGAACCAAUUUUGUGUUACAAUUAUGCGGUUAUGGGCAGUGUAGUUGGAGUAAACCCUACCUUUUAUAACAAGCCAACUGUCGUAUGUUCGAAUCUGGUCUGGGUUAGAGUCAAUAGGACCGUAGCGUUAGUGCCGCAAUUAACUACUCAGUACACUAACAGUUAGCCUGUGUCAAAUAUCGCAGUGGGCUGCUUUUUGUAUGUAGAUACAAUGAUAAAUUGAGAUAGCCUCGAUCAACAACCUUAUACACAUAAAUUAAACCGGAAAAAACACAGUUAUAAUUAUAUGUGUGUGUGUACAAUUCAUCUCCCACUGGCCGGCAGUGCUUCAUUCGAAAAAACCUAUUUGCUUUUUGGCUUCGAAGAAUUCAGAAUAAAAUUUUGAAUUAUUAUUAUUGAGGAGCCUCGGUUAGUACAAGAUUAGUACUAACUACCCACAAAAGUCGUUGCAAUCCUCAAUCGCUACGAUAAUCUCUUUUCAUAGUCAGUAACUUAGCAAUUAAGUUAGUUUUUUUUUAUACUCGCUUAUCUUCCAUCGGUCUGUUCCGUUACUUUUUGUUGUACCAGAUUAAAGAAAUGCAGCACUUACGCUCUUGCGUCUUAAAUUGAAACGGUUAUAUUUUGAUACCUCAGCAGAAUUUUGACCUUCAUACUCAUGUCUGCCAUCGGCAAUGUCAAACACGCAAUAAUCUGCUUUCAUACGACACUGGGACGGGAACAUUUUCUUCAACCAAGCUGCGCAACACGAUACAAAACAUGUUAUUUUGUUGCUUCAAUGAGAGUGCUAUCGGUCCGGCUCGACAGAAUGUCCACAAGAAAUCAUGUUUGUACAAACGUGCUACGAAACUGAGGAUAAACUUUAGAAACUGAAAAAAAGAGGUGGAGCUUAUCAAAUGAUCGCUCUGAGCCAGAAUGAAGAGAUGUAUUUUUUUUUCGAACGUUGUAGUAUGGUACAACUGGAAAUGAUUAAGUCACACAUAUUAUUCAAGUUAUAUCAUUCCACAACAUUCGAAACAAUUAUUAUGCCAGAGCGGAUAUUGCACGCUAUCUGACUAUGAAGCAUUCAUGCAAUAAUUGAAUGAAAAUUGCAAUUGCAGCAAUCGGCCUUUUUCAAAGCUACUAAAUGUAUCGAAGAGCAUAUUGAAUGGUUAUCAAUAAACUGCAACUGAGGUUUAAUGCUGCUGCAAAUGUACAGCAGUCAGCACGUUCUGCUUACGAUGCUGAGUCUAUUUAAGAAAAUUCACAACUCUUCAUUAACAAGGGUGUAACGUCUUGUAGAAGACGGUUGAAGUUUAACAUCACAGCAGCUCAUGUCUACCAUCGGCAAUAUCAAACACGCAAUAAUCAGCUUCCAUGCGACACGGGAACGGGAACAUUUUCUUCAAUCAAGCUGCGCAACACGACACAAAAUAUGUUAUUUUGUUGCUUCAAUGAGAGUGCUAUCGGUCCGGCUCGACAAAAUGUCCACAAGAAAUCAUUUUUGUACAUCCGUGCUACGAAACUGAGGAAAAACUUUAGAAACUGAAAAAAGAGGUGGAGUUUAUCAAAUGAUCGCUCUGAGCCAGAAUGAAGUCACACAUAUUUUUCAAGUUAUAUCAUUCCACCACGUACGAAAAAUAAUUCAUUCCUAUUUUCAUCCCUAUAUAAGAGCCUGUUUUAGUCGAAGCCGCUCAUAAUAGUUCUGAACAGCGACAACAGCAGUCCUCCCUUAGCAGCAGCGGGAGCAGUGCAGUGGGUACCAUCGAUAGCGGAUAGCGGCCACAACUGUGGCCUGGCUGCGGAUAAGCGUAGCAGUUUCAGCGGAUCUCAGCGUCGAUUGCAGCUGGGCCAGCAGAUGCAGGUACAGCGGAUACCAAUGGCAGCGUAUAGUGGCCACAACUGUGGCAUGGCUACGGAUAGCGGCCACAAGCGUGGCAUGGCUAUGCAUAGCGUAGCUGUUGCAGCGGGUAUAUCAGCAUCGAUAGUAGCAGGGUCAGCUGAUGCAACGACACUCCCUUCACUAAAAUGCUGUUUCAGUGUGGUAGCGGGAAGCAUCGGCAGCAGGCUUGCAUGAAGUGAAUACAUCAGCCAGCAACUUUCUCUAAGGCCUCUGAAACGAUUCGCUCGGCCGUAGGUUAAUGUACAGCUCUACUGAGGCAACACAGAGAUGUAAUAUAAACACUACAUCCUAUGAUAAAUUGAACAAUUGUCCUUAUAAGGACAACAAAUGAAUUAAUGAAGAUUUUUUAGUACAAUACUUCUCUCAGGAAGUUCGGCUACAUAGGGAUGUGAAAUGAAAAUCUAAAACUGAAAAAAAAUGAAAAAAAUUUCAAAUGCUAAUAAAUCGGUUAGUUUUCGAUGGAUUUCCUUCGUUUUUGCAGCAAUCGAUUAGAAAAUCUUCUAAGAUUCCUACCAAAUGCAUGAAAUUGCAAUUUUAUCAUUCGAACUAUUGUACUAUUGAAAAUUCUUAAGCCUUGUCAAAACACAAAAUUCGACCUCUGGUUGGUCGUUUUACCGCGCUUUCCCAAGCACGGUCGGCAGAGUUCUGGACCUAGUAAAUUGGGAAUGCAUCAUUUGGGCUAUAUAAGAGCUUCAUCAGAUGAUAAACAGACAUUUCAUCGGAUAUUAAAUUGAACAACUGAAAUUUGAAGAACAAAAGAAUAUUCGAAGAGUUAAUAUUUUCUCGUUUUGCGCUAUAAUCUAAUGUUAAUUAUCUUCAUCUACAUGCAUACUCUGACUAUUAUUACGUGUUUGCGUCGCUUAGUGUUUGGCUACGGUCAUGCAGAACGCAAAUAACGGCGCGAUGCGAUUCGGCAAGACGAAAUCUGUUGAAAUGUAUAGCUCUACUUCGCCUUAAAAAGAGCUGUACAUUUCACCACGGUAAGGCGAAUCGCAUUCUGCAUAACCGUAGCCUUUGUUCCGUUCCCGUUUAACGAUGUCGUAUUAAAUGUGCAUAUUACAAUUCGGCAGCACUUGAACUUCUCAUUUGCACAAAAUUUAAAAAUAUUCAAUGAACUUCAUUCAAAAUAUCAAACAAAAAGAAAUUACAAUACUGCCAAUGAACGGUCAACGUUUAUUUACUAGAAAAAAUGACUGACACGCAAGCUGCCGGGUUAUCUUUCUUGUAAAAGUAUUCUACUUCAACCUUGCGGUCGUGGCUUUGCAUAUAACCUUCUUGUGAUUUUUUUUAACGUUGCAAAAUGGUAUAACUGGAAAUAGUUUUUCCAGUUAUCCCAUUCCACAACGUGCGAAAAAUCUAUGUCAGAGCGGAUAUCGCGCGCUUUCUGGACCAUGAAGCAUUUAUGCGAUAGUUGAAUGAAAUUUGCAACUGCAGCAACCAGCCUUUUUCAAGGCUACUAAAUGUAUUUGGAAGAGCAUAAUGAAUGGUUAUUACUAAACUGCAACUUUGAUUGCAGUUUGAUGCUGCUGCAAUUGCGCAGAAGUGUGAUGUAUAUUACGAUUCAUUGAUACUGUGCAUCACAAGCGGUAAAUGCGAAACAAAUCCGAUUUCAAACAGAAAAGUUCAGCAAGUUCUGCUCACGGUGAUGAUUAACAUGGAUGUAACGUCUUGAAGAAGACGGUUAUUGCUCGACAUCACAGCAGAAUUUUCACCUUCAUACUAAUGUCUACCGUCGGCAGUAUCAAACACGCAAUAAUCUGCUUCCAUGCGACACGGGGAAGGAAACAUUUUUUCCUUCCAAGCCGCGCAACACAACACAAUACAUGUUAUUUUGUUGCCUUCAUGAGAGUGCUAUCGGUCCGGCUCGACAGAAUGUCCACAAAAAAUCAUUUUUGUACAUCCGUGCUAUGAAACUGAGGAAAAACUUGAAAACUAAAAAUAAAGAUGGAGCUUAUCGAAUGAUCGCUCUGAGCCAGAAUGAAUGAGAUGUAUUUUUGUUUUCGUUGUUGAAUGGUAUAACUGGAAAUAAUUCAGUCACACCUAUUUUUCCAGUUAUUCCAUUCCAUUCCAUUAAAGCAAAAAUAAUAUACGAAACAUAUACGGAACAAUAUAUCGCUUCAUACCAUCAAAAUGAUUAACCCUAAUCGAGUGUAUUUCCAAAGCUAUUGCAAAAAAUUAUUGAAAUGAGACAGGCUAUCGUAAUUCUACGUUAACUUUGCGGUCGUUUCUUAUAAACAACCUCUUCCACUUUUCCUUUUACGGAAAUGCUUGUGUCAUCGCAGAACAAUGAGUUUGUGCAUCCUGGAGGCAAAUCAGGAAGAUCUGAAAUGAAUAUGCUGUGCAGGACUGGGCCCAAGACAGAACCUUGAGGCACACCUGCUCUGACAGGAAAUCUGUCAGAUUUUGAGUUCUGAUAGACAACCUGCAGAGUUCGAUCAGUAAGAUAAUUUUUUAAAAUUUUGAUUGGGAAAAUUGGAAAAUUAAAAGUUUGCAAUUUCGCAAUCAAACCUUUACGCCAAACACUGUCGAAUGCUUUUUAUAUGUCUAAAAGAGCAGCUCCAGUGGAAUAACCUUCAGAUUUGUUAGCUCGUAUCAUAUUAGUAACUCUGAGCAAUUGAUGAGUAGUGGAAUGCCCAUGGCGAAAUCCAAACUGUUAAUCUGCAAAAAUUGAAUUUUCGUUAAUGUGCGACAUCAUUCUGUUAAGAAUAAUUCUCUCAAACAUUUUAAUUAUUGAAAAAAGCAAACUGAUUGGUCGAUAACUUGAAACUUCAGCUGGAUUUUUAUCCGAUUUUAAAAUUGGAGUAAUUUUUGCAUUUUUCCAUAAUUUGGGAAAAUAUGCAAUUUUGAAGCAGCAAUUUUCACUAAAAAUUCCAUUGUGCUCUCGGGGAGAUGUUUGAUUAGUAUAUUAAAGAUUCCAUCGUCACCAGGUGCUUUCAUAUUCUUGAAAUUUUUAAUAAAUGAUUUAAUCUCAUUCAAGUUAGUUUCAAUUAUUUCUGCAGGUAAAAAAUUCUGGGAAGACUUUAAAUCAAAUUGACGUGUGACUUCAUUUUCAAUUGGACUCACAAAAUUCAAAUUUGAGUUAUGAACACUCUCAAACUGCUGAGCAAGUCUUUGAGCCUUUUGUUCAUUGGAUACAAGAAAACGUUCACCAUCUUUUAAAACAGGAAUAGGCUUUGAAGGUUUCUUAAAAAUAUUCGACUGCUUCCAAAAGGGUUUUGAAUGUGGUUUCAAUUUUUCAACUUAAGUCAAAAAAUUCUGAUUUCUCAGAAGAGUAAAUCUAUGUUUAAUCUCUUCCUGUAAAUCUUUAUAAAUAGUUUUAAAAACAGGGUCACGAGAACGUUGAUAUUGACGUCUGCGGACAUCUUUCAAACAAAUUAGAAGUUGAAGAUUUUCGUCAAUUAUUGGUGAAUCAAAUUUCACUUGAGCCUUCGGAACAGAAUAAUUUCUGGCAUCAAUAAUUGCACAUUUCAAUGCUUCCAAAGUGGAAUCAAUAUUCACUUAGUUUUGCAAAUCAAGCUCAUUAUUGAAAUAAUUCUCAAUAUGAGUUUUGUAUCUUUCUCAAUUAGCUUUCUCAAUUAAUUAAAAACAGAGCUCAUAGGGUUUAAAACUGAUUCAUGUGAUAACGCAAAAGUUAUUGGAAGAUGGUCAGAAUCAAAGUCAGCAUGUGUGAUCAAAUCACUACAUACAUGACUUUUUUUUAUUUUUUUUGUUAGGAUUACGUUGUCCAUUGAUGUGAACUUUUGUAAUAUAUUCCAGUCAAUUGUUAUACGUGUUUCUUUGCAAAAUACAAUGACCACUAUUGUUGUGAGUGAUCAGGUACCUGCACCGACACGCUCCCAGUCAGGAAAAAUAUGGUUUAUGAAGCCAAUCACCUUUCCAGGAUUCAAAGACCGAAUCUCUUUGAGCUGUAAGAAGCCACUGCCAAGAAGCCUUGAUCUGCGUUUAAAUAAUGCACCACAACUGCAAAGCAGAUGUUCCGAUGUCUCGCGUUCCGUAUUACAAAAGCGACAGAUAUCAUCCUGAACCCGGCCAAUGUUCUUAAAAUGAUAUCUACUCGAACAGUGCCCGUUACUAGGCCGACAUAUGUACAAAGAGCUCUUUUGUUGAGCUCUAGGAGCUUUUUUGAUUGGUUUUCGUUUGGUGUUAUAAAUUUUUUAGAUUGGGAACUCUUUUUGACAUCAAACCAAUUGGUUGUCACUUUUUGUUUCUCCCAGCGUUUAAGCUCCAUUUUCACUGCACACUGUGAAAUGCCACAGAAAGGUUCUGGGCCGAUAAACUGUGAGUUAGAUCCUUGUUUUGCAAGUUCGUCUGCCCUUUCAUUCCCAUCAAUGUCACAAUGUCCUGGAACCCAAUACAAAUUUACUGAGUUUGUAUGACACAGCUGUCGCAAUGUGAGAAUACAUUCCCAGACAAUCUUGGAUGUGCAUCUAUAAGCAUCAAGUGCUUUCAGCGCUGCUUGACUGUCAGAGAAAAUACAAAUAUUUGCAUGUUUGUAUUUUCUAGUCAAACAAACAUACGCACAUUCAAGGAUUGCAAAAAUCUCUGCUUGAAACACUGUUGGCCAGUGUCCCAUUGCCACUGUAGUAUUAAUUCCAGGGCCAAAGAUUCCUGCACCAGUUUUUGUACCUAUUUUUGAGCCAUCUGUGAAAAAUAUCGUUGAACCGGGAUGGACAUCAGGAACUCCGACUUCCCAGUCUGUACGUGACGUUUCGCAUACCUUGUAGGGAAUAUCAUGGUUAUCCUGAGGUGCCAUCAAGUCUCCAUUCAUACUCAUCACUGGCCCUCUUUUGAAAAAGUCCAGUAUAGUCAGGUGACCCACAAGAUCAUCUGACAAGAUAGUUUUUGUUCGUUUGAGCCUCAAUGCACUCUUUUCUGCUUCUAGUUGCACGUAUUCGUACAAUGGCAACAGAUGAAGAAUUGCAUCAAGAGCUUUUGAUGGGGUGCUGCUCAUUGCUCCUGUUAUAGCAAUGCACGCAAGUCGUUGAACUUUAUCUAGCUUUGUUCUGGCGGUGGAUUCUUUGGUUUUCGGCCACCAUACUAACGAAACGUAGGUCAGUUUUGGACGUAUAAUCGAUGUGAAUAUCCACAUCACCAUUUUUGGUCUCAAGCCCCACUUUCUUCCAACGGUUUUGGAGCACAACCAUAAUGCACUGACCGCCUUGUUGAUUGCAUAGUCAAGAUGUGCAUUCCAGUUUAGCUUGGUAUCAAGGAUAACGCCUAAAUGUUUAACCUGUUCACUGAAUGGAAUUUCUACUCCUCCAAGCUUGAGAGUUUUUAGAUUGAAUUUCCUCUUUCUAGUGAAAAGUACGAUAACAGCUUUUGACGGAUUAAUGCUGAGACCCUCCUUUAUACACCAAGACUGGGUAUACUCCAGAGCCUCCUUCAUUCUUUCCGAAACUAUGUUGUCAAACUUUCCUCUUACCAAAAUGACUAUGUCAUCUGCAAAGCCCACAACUUCGAAACCUUUUGCUUCUAAGCUUUUGAGAAGAUCGUCCACCACUAAAGACCACAUAAGUGGCGAAAGAACUCCUUCUUGCGGACAUCCUUUCGUUGCCUUUAUCGUGAUAGACGAACCUCCCAACUCAGAAGUGAUUUCUCUUUUUGCAAGCAUGGUAUGAAUCCAGUCAACAAUUCUCGUGUGAAAUCCUUUUUUCCUCAUUGCACUAGACAUUGAAGAAUAUGUCCAAGAAAGAGCACAGAGCAAUUUCUUUAGCUGAAAGUGACUUUUUAUUUUCAUAACCAGCGUAUGAAGCGCUGUGAUAGUGGAUUUUCCAGUUUGAUAGGCAAACUGGGACUUUGAAAGCGGUUUUGUUUGCAUGUAAGAUGUAUGAAUGAAAUCAUUCGGCACUUUUUCCAUUGUCUUCAACAAAACCGAAGAAAGACUAAUGGGUCUGAAUGAUUUAGGAUGCGUCCUAUCACGCUUCCCAGUUUUAGGUAUGAAGAUUACUCUUACUACCCUCCAUUUUGAUGGAAUAUGAUUCAACCUUAAACUGGCCUUGAAAAUCUCAAUGAGGGGAGGAAUUAGUAUUGCUUCACCUUGUUGAAGCAAUGCUGGAAAUAUUCCAUCUACACUUGCAGACUUGAAAGGCUCAAAGGAUCUCAUAGCAUUUUCCACCCUGGUUCUCGUAAAAAUUUCAUCCGCCACAUCUGAUACAGUACUCUCUGUUCUAGUAGACCCAGAGCUAGUAUGCGUAGAACAAAUUUCAACUAAAUCAGAAAUGGCUGAAUCCGUCUUUUCAAUAGAACCGGGAAAAUGCGUUUCCAUCAUUAGAUUUAAGGUAUCACGAGGACCACUAGUAUAGAUUCCGUCAUGACGCUUUAGAUUGCCAAGCUCAACGGUAUGAUCUUUGGCAAGAGUCUUUUGUAAUCUGGAAACAACUGGAGUUUUUAAACAUGACUUUGAUCUGUUAGCACCAAAUCAAUUGUUGAUGGGUUUCUUACAGAAGAAAAACAUGUAGGACUAUUCGGAGACAAAUUAGAAUAGUAUCUUGAAGAACAAUCAUUGAAUAAAAUUUUGCCAUUGGAAUUACUUUGAGAAUUAUUCCAUGAUCGAUGUUUAGCGUUAAAAUCACCGAUUAUAAAAAAUUUCGAACGAUUUCUAGUGAGUUUUUGUAAAUUACCUUUAAAAUAAUUUUUGUGCUCGCGUGUACAUUCGAAUGGUAAAUAUGCUGCGGCAAUAAAUAAAAUCCCAAGAUCAGUUUGAACUUCAAUUCCCAAAGUUUCAAUAACUUUCGUCUCAAAAUGGGGAAGAGCACGAUGUUUGAUUCGGCGAUGAAUAACAAUUGCAACUCCACCACUAUGAACCACGUAAUUGGGAUCAUAUUUUAAUUUAAUGUUAGGUUUUAAAAAUGUUUCAGUAAUAAUUGCAAUAUGCACAUUAUUUACUGUUAAAAAAUUAAAAAGCUCAUUUUCAUUGGCCUUCAAUGAGCGAGCAUUCCAAUUUAAAAUUUUGAUGGGUUUAUUUAAAAUCAUUGCUAAUUUUUAAAAUAGAAACAAUUUUAAUUGUAAAAUUUGUACCUAUUUGGAUGGCUUCAAACAUUGAUUUUGCCUGCAACAUGGCGUUCAUAAGAUCGAACAUUGCUUGUUGCAGAAAAGAAAGUUUACCAGCCGUAAUAGGCCCCAGGCAGUUGACAUUAGAAAAAAUAUCUCGGUAGUAAUAUUAGCUGGGGUAAUAUGUGUACAUUUAUUUUCCACCUUGUUUUGCUUACCACCCAUAUUAACGGUCAUUUUCGAACUACCAACAUUAGGCGAUAGAAUGUUCGAACUACCUGCAACCUGUGCAUAUGUUAAACGAGUAUGCAAAGGAGUUGAGAAAGUGGGUGGUACUGGUACGCUUGGAGAAUUUUGUUUUGAAGUUUGUUUUGAAUUUUGUUUACCUUGCCUUGCCUUAAAAAUUGCUAAAAGGGCUGGACGUAAGUUUGUCUGAUAAAAAUUUGACCGUUACAAUUCGCACAGCGAAAAUUUUUACUCUCUUUCACAGGACAUGUGUUCUUGUUGUGAGAAGAGUCUCCACAAAUAAGGCACAAAUAAGGUCCAUGUUACAGAAUUUUGAACCAUGGCCAUAACGUUGGCAAAUACGGCAUUGGGUGAUAUGCUUUUCACCUCCGCCAAACUUUCGAUACGAUUCCCAUUUCACUCGCACAUUAUAAAUAGCAUGUGCUUUGUCAAAAAAUUUCAAAUUGUUAACCUCAGUGCGGUUAAAAUGAAUUAAAUAAUUAACAAGGGAAAUUCCAGUUCGCUGACUGUUUUUGCCUCGUGAUUUUUGUUUCAUUAAAAUUUCUUGGGUAGGGACUAUUCCAAGUAAUUCUGUUGAAGUAAGUUUGAUCUCAUCAACGGUUUGAUCGUUGGUGAGACCUUUCAGACAUAAGUACUAAUUAUUAACAAAUCUUGUUAAUCUUGUCAAUUAAGAUAUAAGGAUAUAAGGACUUUCCUCUGUUAUUACCCUAAAUUAAAAAAUAAAGCUUCGACAAAUAUAGCAAGAGUUUAUUCUGUUGAACACUUUUUCGCCAAUAAUAGAUUCUGCUGCUUUCAAUUCGCUUCAGAUGGAUCGUCAGAUAUGUUCUUGAUAAUGUUUUCAACCGCAGUGCUCCCAGCAAAUCUUUGAGUCAUGUGCGUAACUCAAUUCAUCCAAUAUGGUACAUUUUCUCUUAGUACAUAUUUGCAUUUUGCAUCUCUUGUUUCGAUCACUGCAAUCAGUAUAUUUGCUUGGACGACUCGAAUGCGAAGCGACUCAGUUGACGUCUUAGAGAUUGAAGGUUUCCUCAAGUUUUUUUUUCUCCAGAAACAGAAACUUUUUAUCAAUCGAAUGUUCAGAGCAUUGCCUAUUCAACCCAAAUAGGGUAUUUCUGAAAAAAAAAACAAAUCUCAUUUUCGCAAUCGAUUUACAGUCCC
Molecule: messenger RNA, 14614 nt
Organism: Wyeomyia smithii (pitcher-plant mosquito)
Lineage: Eukaryota; Metazoa; Arthropoda; Insecta; Diptera; Culicidae
Gene: amon
Product: neuroendocrine convertase 2
Exons: 11
Coding region: 1-1779 (592 amino acids)
Biological process (GO): protein processing
Cellular component (GO): Golgi membrane; trans-Golgi network
Molecular function (GO): serine-type endopeptidase activity
Source: RefSeq, a predicted model, not a curated record